AUGUCGGAACGCAAUAAACGACGCAAACUGAAUCCCGAUACAGAAUCAUCACCAAAAUCUGACACCAAACACAGCCCAAACAUAGAGCACCUCCCAGAGAAUAUACUCAUCCAAAUCAUCACCAAUCUCCCCGGUCUCGACACCCUAUGGAAUCUCCUCAUCGCAUCACCUCGCUGCUACCGCCUCUUCAACAACCAGGCGCUCACUAUCAUCGAACAAAUAUUUUCUAGCCCCAACUCCAUCCUACCACCCAAGAUCCAGGAGAUCGUCCGCGCGGUAAUUCUCACGCGAGCUGGUUCUCUUCCGUUCAAGAGCCUUGAUGAGUUGCGAUAUCAGUUUAUCCACCAUAAACUGCCCCUCCGAAUAAUUAAAAACAGGACAUGCAUAUCUUUUGGCUCCGAUAGUUUAACUGCCUCGGACAUACCCGCAUCAAUUAUUCGAUCUGUCGUUGCAACGGCUCACCACAUCUCGGCUCUCACAAACGCGUGUCUAUCAUUCUAUCUCAAACAAGUCUACGAUCCGAGUAUUUUCGCGCCUCAGCAUUCCCAAACGCCUCUACCACUCUACAAAAUUAGAGGUUCAAAUCCUCCAGAGGGCGAUAAAACACCCGCCUGGCAUGAAGUAUUCGUUGGAACUCCUUACACAGUGGUUGAUGCAGGGCCGCCCAGCUGGGUGGAAGAAAUGCGCGUUACACGCGCCAUGUGGCUCAUCCAAUUAGUGGGAGAUGUGCGAAGUUUUGUUCUAAGUAAUUUCAGUACAUCAGGCUGGUCAUACGACGACAUUAACAGAACAUUCCCAACAUCCACUGCCGCUUUUGCGCAAGAUGGGACGAUGAAUAGCUCUGCUGAAGAGGUAAGGUCCGUGCUGGAAUAUCUAGAGAAACUCGGCAUCCAAAAGAAAGGCAAACCAUUCUACAAGCUACCUAAACUCCCCCCAGACGCGAAACCCGUCAACCCAGUAACUCCCCUCCCAGACCCAUGCGAAGCAACAUGGGGAGGAGUCGGCAUCUGGUACAACUACGGCCACAAAACCAUCAAACUCCCUCCCACCCCCGAAGCCCGAAAACGCGCCAAGAAUCCCCAGCUCAGCGAAGCUUCUCUCCGGGGCCAGACGAGAGCGAGCCUUGAAAGCGAAGCUCCCGCACUAACUAUGCUCCGACAUUUCACAGAGGGAAGAUAUGGAUUGCCGAUUACAAACGCCAGGUUCGAGACGUAUCAGCCGUUUGGAUUGGCGUUUUGGGAUAAACGGAGAUUGCAGCUGCUGGGCCUUUUGGGAGAAGGGCAGCAAAGUGAGCGAGACCUUGAUUUCUACUGCUUUGCGUGGGAGAGCUUGAUGGAUGCUCGUUGGGUGAGGCAUAUCAUGACUGUGCUAAGAGACGGUGUUGGGUUGGAGAAUGAGGUUGAAGGUGAUGGAUCUGGGGUUGUAUCUGGGGAUGAUGAUGAUGACUCUGAUGAGGAAGAGUAA
Molecule: messenger RNA, 1464 nt
Organism: Trichoderma virens Gv29-8
Lineage: Eukaryota; Fungi; Ascomycota; Sordariomycetes; Hypocreales; Hypocreaceae
Exons: 1
Coding region: 1-1464 (487 amino acids)
Source: RefSeq, a predicted model, not a curated record